Molecule: messenger RNA, 4292 nt
Organism: Nomia melanderi (Alkali bee)
Lineage: Eukaryota; Metazoa; Arthropoda; Insecta; Hymenoptera; Halictidae
Product: ras-like protein family member 10B
Molecular function (GO): GTP binding; GTPase activity
Source: RefSeq, a predicted model, not a curated record
UACCGGAGUCAGUCGGGCUGCGAGCUUCGACCGCGGAGGUUGCCGGGCCACGGGUUCGUCGCAGGUGCGACGCUUUCCGCGUUUUUCCCGAUUCCCUAUCGAUGGAUCGUUCCUGCAAAGAAAACGAUCCAGUUUUUAUGCAAUCAUUGCAAGGAAAUAGACGGUUGCUAGAGCUCGACCUGGACUAUUUGGAAAGAAGAGGAGGCGAGUCAAUAACCUGUGAAAACGCUGAGAGCGGAUCGAAAGAGGAAGAAAGCCCCGCAGACACUCUGGAUCGUGUCAAAGUUGUGUUUCUCGGUGCACCUGGGGUGGGAAAGUCCAGCAUAAUUAGGCAAUUCGUGUGGAGCGAAUUUUCCGAGGAAUACAAGCCAACCGAACGCAGGGAGACUUUCUAUCCGAGUGUGGUACUCGCUGACCGACUGUACGAACUAAAAAUCACGGAUCUACCGACAAUACCGUAUUUUCCGGUCAACUCACACCUCGAAUGGACGGACUUCCGUUAUUGCGGCCUGCGAAGUGCGAACGCCUAUGUGCUCGUAUUCGAUCUCAGCAAUCAGGAUACGUUUCAGUACAUUAGAACAUUGCGGGAGCAAAUUUACGAAGCACGAGACAUGAGAGGUGUACCGUUGUUAGUAGUCGGAAACAAGCAAGACGAAUUAUCGCCCGCAGCAGCUUCCGGAAGUAGGUACAGAGACAUCGUCAAUCUUGUCCGAAAGCAUUGGCAAUGUGGCUACGUUGAGUGUAGUGCAAGAUUUAACUGUCGCGUUGUUCAGGUAUUUCGAGAAUUAAUGAAGGGGAUCCAAGCAGUUGAAGGCAGACCACCCUCACCAACGUCUGCACCCUCGCAACCUCUGCGGGCGCACCCCCACGACACUGGGGAAAAGUGUACUCUUCUUUGACACUAAUAUAAAAAAAUCAGCGUACACGUCUUCUGCGACAAUAUUAUCAGAAGAAGCUGCUUCCUUUCUUAGCACGAUGCAGGGUCGUAAUUAAGUCAAAGGCAGAAGUCAAAUGUAAACGGGAGGAAGGUUCAAUGAAAGGGAUCGAGGCAAAUGAAACCUAACGAUUGAACGUUACUGAGGAUUGUGCAAUAAAUAACUUCCAACACAUCUUAAUAGUUUAAAAGGCGAAACGAAAUCCACGAACCAUUCCUGUGGCUCAUCGAUCAAUCGUAUGGUAUAUAACAUUGUGAUUGUUCAAAGUAUUUUCAUGUUUUACCAAAAGUGCAUUCGUUUCUUAUUCAUUCCUUAUACAAAUAAUUACAAAUUUAAUAUAUUUUUGUUAUAUUACAACUUUGAUACUAGAUACAAAUUGACGGGGAAAAAUGAAUAGAAAGAAAUAUUUUUAUGGUUAUUGCAUUUCAGUUAGGAAAUUAUGAUUUAUUCACUUUUCACGGUGACACGUAUUUCGAAUUAUUCAAAUUUUCGUGUUCAUAUGCAACUGCGUUAACAAUUAAUAAUGAAGUGAAAACCAAAUGUGUAGUGCGAAUUGAGCAUUACCGAGUGGCGUAAAAAUGUACACCGUGUAGUUUUAACGCUGAAGAAAUACAAUCUUGUUGUACAAUUGUAAUCACUCGUUCGUAACAAAGUGACAAGUGUAAUGAGCUGAUUGCAAAUGUGCACUGCGUAAUUACUUGCAAUUGACUGCCGAAUCCCUUUAUACCUGCGCAUAGUUUCGUUCACUGUUUUACUUCUAUAAUUCGCUCUGUAAAUACAUCGUGCAAUUUUAUCUUCUAUACAGGAUGAUGAAUUUUACUUUAUAAAUGCAAUUAAGUAUUUUGAAUAUACAUCAAUUUAAACGUAUGUAUCUAUCAAAUUUCUGCUAAUGACCAAUUUUUUUUUACUUAUUUUGAUGAACAUUGUCUCUGUUACAUACAAAUUAUAUUUAGUUACUUUGUAAUUAAUCAUGCCCUCUAUAAUAAAAUAUUUUAUAGAUUAAAAUUCGUCGUUCUGUAUACAAACUUCGACGAAAAAAGUAAUGAGACUGUGAGAAGCAAACAAUACACGUGUAAGACACUUUUUAUUUAUUUCUUCCUGUGUAUUCACCUGUCACACACUUUCGAAGAAAGAACAAAUUUCGUUUGCACCUGUAGUAUUGUCCUUUUCUUCUUUAUUAGAAAAAUUAUUGUCAUUUGAACUUUAUUAUUUAAAUUCUACUAUAUUCCAUGACUUUUUAUAUUCGUAACAACCAUUUGCACAUUUAUAUAAUAGCAUUGAGAAAUUUUACUUAAAUUCUUUCCGGACACUCGCACUAAAAAUGAAUUUUACAAAGUGUCUCCUUAUAAAAGGAACGCUAGGUUUUAAUUGAAAUUUUUAAAAAUCUUUAUAAUCGGAAAACCAUAAAAUGCAGUGUGAACAAUUAUUUGAAAAUACAGAAGAAACACUUAACUGUGUGAACAAAUGAAUUUUGAACAUAAUGUACAAAAAUUUCAACAUUUCGAAUAACUUUUGUAAGUAAUCAUUAAUUAUAUGCAAAGAAUGUUUACGAGCUUCAUUUAUUACUAGACACAUAAAUUUUUUACAAUGACUUUUUAUACAAGCACUUGACCGAAACAUUGCCAAUAUCGAAUUCCGUAUUCAGUUUUUGCUUUAAGCAGAGCGAUGCAUUUCCAUGCACACCUUAAAACCACUUAAUCAACAAUACAUCAGUGUGACGUUUUCGAAGUUAUUAUACAUAAAAAUUAAUAUCUCAUUAUUAUUCAGAUGUUUCGCAGCAUAAUUUUCUACGCUUCCUUAUAGAUUUAGGUAUUUACAUUUCAUUUUAUCAUUUCUAACAUUUGUGAAAAUAGGAAUCUCUUCUGAAUUAAUAGAAUUUACCGUCUCGUUACUUUCCUACGGUACUAUACAUGUGAUGUAAAUUAUGUAUCUUGAAUGAAACGAAAAGAAUUUGUCCAAACGCAAUGAAAUUCUGUUUUCUGAUUUCUUGUUUCAUGUAUAGUAUAUUAUUCAUGUUUGUUAUCGUACUUCUCUAUUCUAAAGUAAUUAUAUAUUUUUUAUUUUUUUCUAGCAAUGAAUUCGGCCUAAUAAUAAUAAAAUAAUAAUAAUAAUAGUAAUGAAACAAUAAAAGUAAACAUAAUAAUUAUAUUAUAAAUAGCGAACAAAUAAAUGUAAUAAUAGCGUGUUAUUGAGAGUUACCUCAGAUCAAGCAAUAGCGUAUACUAUAUAUAUUUUACUUACUUUUAAGGAAUUAAUUACUAAGUAGCUCAUAAGUGUAGUUGUUGAUAUUAUAAAAUAUUGUGCAUGUACACUAUCGGCUAUAAGUACAAAAAAAUUAUGUGCAAAUAUAUAUGUUAAAUUUGUUGAAUAUUUUCAUAAGAGAAACAUUGUAAGAAAUGUUUCACACGUUUUUUAAUAUCAAUAAGAAAUUAUUCAUCACUUUUCACAAACUUAUUUUAGAUUAUGCAAUUUCAAUAAUGUAAAAAUUCUAUCAUUUUCACAAGCAUAAUUUAUCCUUGUUUUUAAAAAUUCUGAAAUUGUUCACAGUUUAAAAAGUUUAACACGUUCACACCGGCGUGUACCACCGAUGGCUCACAGUAAGAUAUCAUAUUAGACGGCGUGUACCAUCAAAUAUGUGGUUCCUCAAAUGGUGUGGUAAUUAGAAAAUAUUUCCAUAUAUUUGAAAAUUAAUUUACUUAUUGAUAAUUUCAAUAUUUUCAUCAAUUUUAGGAAUUCAGCCGUCAGAUGGGAAAGAGUGUGAAUUACAGCGCCGGUAUGAACGUGUUAAAAACAAGUGAUUUCGGUACAGACUACUGUAUUCAGCAAUUUCGUGAAGAAAUAUCAAGUUCUAUAUUUCGUAUAUGUAAAUGCUGAUUUAUAUUUUUGUUCAGAUUCAAAUUGUAAUUUAUUGUCGUUCUGAUACAGCCGAUAGUGGACAAAUUUGUAUGCAAAUCUAUAAAACGUACGUUACUGUUAUUGUUUAUACCUAUUUUAAGUAAAACGCAAUAUUUUCGACUCAACAGCUCUAUCUUUGCCUGCUGUAAAUUACAGACGAGGCCAAAUAAUGAAUUGUUGAAAGAUUUCCUGACAAUUUUUGCGUUAAACUUGUUGUGUGUUACACGCGUAGGCGAUACAAAAUAUACGUAAAUGUUGAAUAUAUCGUAAAUCAGGAUAGAGAGUAAUUACAUAACAUACAAACAUGUGUUCGUUGGAAAUCUUUAUACCGAAAUACAUAGAAUCUAGAAGAAGAUAACUUUCGACGCGAUUUGUACAGCUAUCGAGUGUCGAAUAAGCGUCGUUUGACAUACAAAAUGGUAUUAUUCAUUAUUUUGUAUGCAGAAGUAACGCAAUAAUAAA